AUGGCUAUCAUGGGACUCAGAACAGGGCCCAUAAUUUACAAGGGCCCCAAAAUGAAAAAACGUUUGGCCCUACUAUAUGAAAAGAUGGAAAAAAUCAUUUGUAAUUACACAUUCUAUGGACUACAGGCCCCAAUUCCGGAUUAUGGUGGAGACGGUGUUGAUUAUAGUUAUCUAUUUGCAACAAAUGAAAUAUUUGAUGGAUUUGAAAACGCAGCGAAUUGGGCAAAGCAAGUGGCUAUCGGAUCGGGGUUCAUAUUGAUAAGUAGCUCGUACAAAACGACGGAAAAAGAUGGUCGUAAGUACCGCUACUUGAAAUGCGAUCGGGGAAGGAGGGAAAACAAUUGUAGGGAUCCAGAGACCGCAAAACGACCAAACACAAAGAGUAAGGCAUGUGGUUGUCGGUUUAUGAUUAAGUGUGAACAACAACGAGUAGAAGAAAAUAAUUGGGUUAUUGAGUUGCUUCAUGAUCGUGACACACAUAAUCACACAUUGAUUGUAUAUCCCGAGGGUCACCGUGGUGUUAGUGGUCUUAGUCAGGGUGCAAAGGAAGUUGUUCGCGAGAUGAACGAUGCACAAGCUAAGCCAAAAAAUAUUAUGGUGGCCAUUAAAAACAAGUUUCCAGAUGAACAUCCCAACAUGAGGCACAUUUACAACUUCAAAGAAAAGAUGAGACGAGAAGGUUCAGAAGGAAGAAACGUUGCUGAGAAGAUGUUGCAUCUAGCCAGAGAGCACGACUACAUAAACUGGGUCUCUUGCAGUGACCGUACGAGUAAAGUCAUAAACCGCGCAUUCUUAGCUCACCCUGCAAUGGUGGAGGUGUUACGCACAUAUCCACUGGUUAUUGGUUUGGAUUCGACGUACAAGACUAACAGAUAUGGAUUUCCUUUCUUGGAGAUUGUUGGUGUGACACCGACAAAUCAGAAUUUCCUAAUCGCUUAUGCAUUUAUGAAAGACGAGACUGCAGCGAGCUACCGUUGGGUGUUACAGAAGUUGAAGCUGCUCCUCGGGGAGGGUGUCAUUCCCUCGGCAAUAUUGCCAGACAAAGAGGGUGGUCUAAUGAGACCUGUUGCCGAGGUUUUUCCAAAUUCCAGACAUUUGCUAUGUACUUGGCAUAUCAACAACGACGUGGAGGCCCGCGUAUCAUUUUUGUGCAACAAGAACAAAGACGUUGGUCGAGCGUUCAAGAACGGAGUUUGGAAAAGAAUCAUGGAGGCGUCGACUGUGGAAGAAUAUGAUCGUGUAGUUGCAAGCAUGGAAGAUCACUAUGCAAAAGUUUGUUCUAGCUUGGACGAAUGA
This is a messenger RNA of Spinacia oleracea (spinach), 1296 nucleotides long. Its product is annotated as protein FAR1-RELATED SEQUENCE 5-like. Bases 1 to 1296 code for a protein of 431 amino acids. The record is from RefSeq and is a predicted model, not a curated record. The transcript has 3 exons. NCBI's taxonomy places the organism in Eukaryota, Viridiplantae, Streptophyta, Magnoliopsida, Caryophyllales, Amaranthaceae.